AUGGCUUUCCUCUGGCUGGCCGUGUUUCUGAUGCCCGUCUCCUGCCUGCUGCACACGGACCAGGAUGCAAACUCACCAAUUAAGAACUUAAGGAUGGAGCCGAGAAGUCGAAGAUUGACCUGGGACCUCAAUGGAAAUGUUACUGAAAUUAAGUGUGUUGAAAAUCCAAAUUAUCCCAUAAAGGCAAAAAACAACCGCUAUUGUGAGUUUCGUGCGCUUCCCUCAUGCAAAGCAAAGAACUACACGGUCAACGUCACCAGCGGUCAGAGCUUCUCGACGUCGAUUUUGUACCCCGAGCAAGAAGGGAAGCCUGGGGCAGCUGCCGAGAACCUGAAGUGCUGGGUUCACGACGUGGAUUUCCUGACGUGCAGCUGGACGGUGGGCAGGGAGGCCCCCAGCGACGUCCAGUAUCGCCUCUACGUGGAGGACCUGAAGACCCACGAGGAGUGGCAGUGUGCACGUUACAGAGCGGACGAGCGGGGGACACACACCUGGUGUCAUUUCGAUGACGUCUCCAGAUUCUCUGACCAUUUCUACCGGUUCUUGGUGAAUGGCACCAGCCGAGGCUCCAGAAUCCCCUGCUCUGAGAUUUUUGAAGAAUUAUCGGAAAUUGGGAGCUUGGACUUCCUGCAGGGUCCAGGUGAGACUCCGAGCAGGCAGGAGGCCUAUUUUAAGAGUAUGUCCAGAAAACUGAUUUUGACUUGCUUUGCUCAUACGAGUGUCUUUUUUCCUCGCCUAGAGAGAUUAAGCCCACCCAACGUCACGGGAUGGUGUAAUAAAACCUACGCUCUCAUGGAGUGGAGAACAUCAAGCCACUUCACUCGAAGAUUUAACUACGAACUUCAAAUACAAAUGGGCACAGAUCCUGCCUACACAACACAGGUGAGCGCCCCCGUCCUCCCUGAAUAUGGCAUCGGCAAGUGCAAGUUGGCUAUUUUUAUUACUGCCCAUCCAGCAGCGCCCACAUGCCAGACUCUGCAUGUCCUGAAAAAAAACUUCUUUGUGCUAAGCAAUCCCGGAACCUACACCGUGCAGAUAAGAACCCAGAGUUUCUUCACCAAAAUCCUAAGCGAGUGGAGUGACCCCAAACGCUUUGUGUGUGACCCGGAGAAGGAGGGCGCGGGCCUCCGCGUCUGGCUGACCGCUUCGCUGACCGCGCUGGGCACGCUGCUGGCUCUCGGGCUCCUGCUCCUCCUCUGCAGAAGGUACUCGGUGACGCAGAAGCUGUUCCCCCCUAUCCCCCGCAUGAAGGACCACAUCACCGACCACCUGCAGAACAAGCUGAUGGUCUGGGAGGCCGGCAAAGCCAGCCGGGAGGAGUGUCCGGUGGCCGAGGUGCAGGUUCUAGGGGAAACGUGAAGCCGGAGGCCAGGCCUUGUUCUCGGGGGCGACCAG
Molecule: messenger RNA, 1395 nt
Organism: Ceratotherium simum simum (southern white rhinoceros)
Lineage: Eukaryota; Metazoa; Chordata; Mammalia; Perissodactyla; Rhinocerotidae
Source: RefSeq, a predicted model, not a curated record